AUGGACAAACCCUUGUAUUCAAUGUUCACCGGGGCGGACGCAGAGGGGAACUCUCACGCCCUUCUGAAGGGCCGCCUUCCAAUAACGGAUGGGAUUGAUUCUUACACUCAGUCAUUCCUGGAGCAGUGCCAUUUCCAUCAAGGGCACUCUAUGAUCCCGAUGGAAGUGUCACCGGACGAUCAUACUUACUUCUGGUCUCAUAAUCCAGAGAAUAAGGGCUCGGAACCGCAUGGGCUUCAUAACGGUCAUUACAAGGCUGGGAUCUAUUCUCCUACGGUGGCCCAAUGCGACGCUCUCUUCCGCCACACACUCUUGAUAACUGGGUUCAUCCCUGACAACUGGCGGCAUCUGAUGAAUUGUGCCAUUGAAAAGAAGCCAGGAGACUUUUGGCUGACAAAAAUGCGUACAAUUCAACUCAUGAAUUCUGAAUCCCAAGCGAACUACAAGAAAUUGGGCCGCCUGGCCAUGGCCUACGGCGAGGAUCAUCAUCUCUUGGUAGAUGCACAGUGCAGGUCUGGAAAGCACCAUCAAGAAAUCGAUCUUGCCCUGUCUAAACGCCUGGUGUGGGACCUGCUGAUUCUCCAGCGCCGCUCCGCAGGGUGGAUUUCAAAUGACGCAAAGUCGUGUUUUGAUUGGGUCGUCCAUUGGGUUGCGGUGAUAGCGAUGAUGCGUAUGGCGAUUACUUGGAAUGUGUUGCGUAUGAUGUUUGACACUCUAGCAAUGUCCACGCACCAAGUGCAGACGGGCUUUGGUGACUCUGAAGAGAGCUUUCAUCCCCCUUCCAUUGUACCAUUUCAGGGUUGCGGCGUGUUACUAUUGACCAGACUGCAGCUGGAGACGCUGAAAGAAAGAGUCAGAAAAUACAGUAUCUCAUCACAUUUCAGUCCGCAGCAACUCAUUGAUAAUGUCAAUAUCAACUAUAAGAGUGACAUGGUUGCUGAACUUGGACAAUAUGUUCAUGCAAUUGCAACGGAUUCCAACAAUUCCAUGGAACCCCAAAGUAUCGAAGCGAUUUACAUUGAACCUACAAAGGGACAACUUACUGGGCACGGAGAGCUCAACCUCAAUACUAAGAAGAUGAUUUCCCGACCCAAGGUCGUCAUACUACCUGUUACCGACCAAGUAAUCCAGCGUGUUGAAGCUUGGGCUGCUGCCAAAGGUGUUACUUCCAUGAAGUUCUUCGAUAAGAAGAGAGAUUUGGAGACAUUUCAAGAUGGCGAUCAAAUCGCAGGAGUGGAUGACACAGAACAAGGUUACUUAGAAGAAGGCUUUGAUCAGGACUAUGAACCUGAAGAUGAAGAUGAACGUGAUUUCAACCUACGUGGACAAUUCAAUGAUAUGAAGAUGAAGAUGAAUGUGAUUUCAAUCUACGUGGACAAUUCGAUGAUAUCGAUGACUCCAAAAGAGAAGAGCUCUUGGCAGAUGCAGACAAUGAUGUCGAUGAUAUGCCAGAACUCACUGUCAGAUUCUGUGGAGAUGAUGACUAUGAAUCAGACGACGAUUCGGGUGAUGAAGGCGACAAAGAGGAAGAACCUAAUGUGGCCGAUUUGGAUCACCAUCAAGAAAAUGUCGAUAGAGGAACCGAUGAUAUUGGGAGCUCGUUACUGA
Molecule: messenger RNA, 1608 nt
Organism: Cylindrotheca closterium
Lineage: Eukaryota; Bacillariophyta; Bacillariophyceae; Bacillariales; Bacillariaceae
Source: the annotation of a GenBank genome assembly